AUGGCAAUCUUUUCCGCGCCUCGGCUGCUAGCGUGCUUGCUGAUCCUAGCCGUCGGAUUGAGCCACGUGGCGGGCAUCCGGUUCGAGGUGACGGCGUACAGCAAGUGUCUGGGCGUGGAGGUUCAGGAGGGGACUCUCGUUGUCGCGUCGUACCAAGUAGUGCCGAGCGGCGAGAGCAGCCCUCUCACCAAGAUCACCGCCAAGGUGACAUCCCCGUUUGGGCGGCAGCUGCACUGGCAGAGCGACGUGGAGGAGGGGCACUUUGGGUUCACGGCCAAGGAGUCGGGGCAGUUCAUGGCAUGCUUCUGGAUGCCGCAUGGCACUCCGGGCAAGGAUUCCCUCAUGGUGGACCUGGAGUGGCGAUCAGGCGUGGCAGCUAAGGACUGGGAGAGCAUAGCGAAGAAAGAGAAGAUUGAUGGCAUGGGGUUGGAGCUGAGGAAGCUGGAUGAGACAGUGAGGGCCAUCCGAGAUGAGAUGACCUACUUCCGGGGGAGGGAGUCGGAGAUUCGGGACUCUAAUGAGCUGACCAAUGAGCGUGUGGCCUUCAUUAGUAUCACAUCGCUGCUAAUAUCCUCCCAGUUUCUUGGCGAUCCCAUUGGCACCACCUCGUUCGUAUCUGCUGUACGGCGUAACGCGGGGUGGGACAGCUCACUCACUUCUACCAGCCAGAGAAGCACUCGAAUCCUCCCCAAAACAGAGGCAGCUGGCUGGACCAGAAAAGGAGGCAAGUCAGCAGGGGGCAGUGGUGGGAAGGCAGCCAAGCCAAAGCCUAAGUCCUGGAAAGAACGGCACGAGAAAUUUGUGAAGCCGUUUAUUCUCGAUGUGUACAUUUCCAAGCGUUACGUGAGCGCGAAAGUGAUGCAUAGGGUUACCAGCCGGGUGGUUUCGGUGGCGACUACGAGUGCGAAGGAUUUGAGGAUGUCUCUUCCGUCUUUAGUGGAUGAGAAUGCGUGCCGGGUGAUUGGGAGGUUGAUAGCGGAGAGGUCCAAGGAUCCAGCUCCACUCGUCGCGUCGUACCGCCGUCUGCUUCUAGCGUUCGUGUCGCUCCUCGCUCUGCUCCCCGCGGAUCGCAUCGGGUGCGACGCGUGGGGCCACGACGGCCACGCGUUCACCUGCGCCAUUGCUCAGGCUCUUCUUACCGACGAGGCAGCAGCAGCAGUGGCGGCGCUGUUGCCACCCAUCGCCCAGGGAAGCCUUCCUGCCGUGUGCUCAUGGGCUGACGUCAUUCGGCACACCAAGGGGUGGGCCUGGUCCACCCCUCUGCACUUCAUUGAUACCCCUGACUUCGCAUGCUCCUACGAUGAACGCCCAAGCCAUUCGGCACACCAAGGGGUGGGCCUGGUCCACUCCACUCCCCUUCACUUCGCUGGUACCCCUGACUUCGCAUGCUCCUAUGAUGAACGCCGAGAUUGCGCCUUCGCCCAUCAACCAGGUGUGUGUGUUGCCAACGCAAUCAUCAACUACACAUCCCAGCUCCUCACCUACUCACCCCACCAGCAAUCCUCCCAGAUCCAAUCCCCUUCCCGCCACCCCCUCCCCCCAUCCUCCCCCCAAUCCGCUACUCCCAUCAAGGCUGCCGUUUUCCCCACCUCCCCUCACUGGCGCAGCCUCCUCAGGGGGUUAGAUGUGGGGCAAGCUGGGGUGCUGGGGGGGGUUGAGGAGCAGGGAGAAGGGGAAGAAGAAGAAGAAAGGGAAGAGGAGAUGGUGCGGGUGGUAAAGAGAGUGGUACGAGACGGUGUGAGGGAUGCGUCCCAUGCCUCUCUUUUUGCUGCUCCUGUUGGUGACACUGCCGCUUCUGCUGGUGCUGCAGCCACUGCUGCUGGUGGUGCUGCUAGUGAGCAGCGAGCAGCACUGGGUGCGGGGUCCAUAAGAGGCUAUAACCUCACAGAGGCUCUCAUGUUCCUGGCGCACUUUGCAGGGGAUAUUCACCAGCCACUACACGUGGGCUUCACAUCAGAUCUGGGCGGCAACAGGGUGCAUGUGACAUGGUUCAAGAGGCAGACGAACUUGCAUGCGGUGUGGGACGACUUCAUCAUAGCCUCAGCCAUCCACCUGCGCUACAACAGCAGCAGCACCGCCAUGCUGCAUCACAUCACCCACCAACUCUCUACUGACUGGCGCCCCCUCGUUCCUAUUUGGGUCUCCUGCCCUGGAGACAUCGCUUCUGCUGCUGCUGCUGCUGUUGCUGCUGGUACUCCUGGUGCUGCUGCUGCUGUGGAAGCACCAUUGACCAUUUCUCCUGCUCAAGCUGCUGCAUGCCCAGCUGUAUACGCCAUGGAGAGUGCAAAGGACGCAUGCAAGUGGGCCUAUCGCAAUGCGACACCUGGAGCCGUGCUUGGAGACGAGUAUUUCAUGUCUCGCCUGCCUAUUGUGGAGAUGCGUAUUGCCAUGGGUGGGGUGCGCCUUGCCCGCAUUCUCAACCACAUCUUUGCUCCUGUUAGGGCUGUACAGUAA
This is a messenger RNA of Closterium sp. Yama58-4, 2454 nucleotides long. The record is from the annotation of a GenBank genome assembly. NCBI's taxonomy places the organism in Eukaryota, Viridiplantae, Streptophyta, Zygnematophyceae, Desmidiales, Closteriaceae.